UCUUUAGCCAUAUGUCUUUAGCUGCAUACGCGCUCGCUCUUUUAACACUUCCGUGCAUGCACGUAGUAAAUCAGUUCCAAGACGAAAUUGAAGUCGUGGCUUAGAAUAGUAUUUCACGUGUAGUACACCAACAAUGUCUUCCGUUCGGCAUUUAAAACAGUUUGUCAAUGAGCGACUAACUGCUGCUGCUGAAGAAAUAUUCGGAGUGUUUGAGAAAACGAUCGUCCAGUACGAGGAAGCGAUCGUUCGUCAGCGCAGACUGUUGGACAUCGUUUAUAAACCUGAUAUAACAUUACUCCGGAUAGAGCUCGCACAGCCAAGUGUCUGUAACGAGGAGGAGGUUCUCGCUGACCAGCAGCAGCUCUGUAUUCAGGAGAGGAACUCCAGUCUGGACCAAGAGGAGCCAGAGCCUCCACAGAUCAAAGAGGAACAGGAGGACCUCUGCGUCAGUCAGGAGGGAGAGCAGCUCGUACUGAACCAGGAGACUGAUGCCAUUACGUUGACUCCUACUUAUGAGGAAAGUGACCACAGUGAAGGUCAGACCAUGGGCUUCAGUAUCUACGAGACUCCGGUGGCAGUGGAGGAAAAGCCUCUAAACCAUAUUUGGGAUAAAAGCUCUGUGGUAUCAGAAGCAAACAGUGAUCACCAGCUCAUCUCUCACAGCUCUCAUGACGCUGAGAGCCAAGAUCAGAAAAGAGAAGACUCAGGAUCAACUAGAAAUGCAGAGCCAGAAGAAAACAAGAGACAUCACAAUGGCAGAGGUCAGAUAAACAAUGUAAACAACCUUAACCUCUCGAUGAUUCACCAUGAUACUCACGCAAGUAAAACUUCUUCUAAAUGUGAUGUUUGUGGACAAGAGUUUAAGUAUAUUUCAAUGUUGCAGAGACACAUGAGUAACCACACAGGUGAGAAGCCCUAUACUUGCAAAACAUGCGGGAACCAUUUCUCUCAGAGCUCAACAUUGAAGUAUCAUAUGACAAUCCACACAAAUGAGAAGCCGUAUAUUUGUAAAACCUGUGGGAAAGAUUUCUUACGUAGGGAUAAGUUAAAUUACCACAUGAAAACCCACACAGGUGAGAAGCCGUAUAUUUGUAAAACAUGUGGGAAAGGGUAUAUAGGUAAAAGUUCCUUGAAAGGCCACAUGAAAACCCACACUGGUGAGACGCUGCAUACUUGUGCAACAUGUGGGAAAAAUUUCAGACGUAGCAGUGAUUUAAAUAGCCACAUGAGAACCCACACAGGUGAGACGCCGUAUUCUUGUGCAACUUGUGGAAGACGUUACAGACGUAUUGGUGAUUUGAAUAUCCACAUGAAAGUCCACACUGGUGAGACGCCGUAUACUUGUAGAUUUUGUGGAAAAAGAUUUAAACUGAACAGCGCUUUAAAAACCCACUUGAGAAGCCACACGUAAGAAACUGCUUGUCAGAAUCUAGGAUACCCGUACCGGUGUUAUACCCCCACUGGUUUCCACGCCAACUGGUUUCCCUAUGUUGUGUUUACCUAACAGCUGCCGUUGUGGCCUGCCUCUGUCACCAGAUUCGUCACAAAAUCGCAAACAUAUUCCUGGCGAUUUUCAAAGUGUUUCCCAAAUCUACUGCCGCAAAAAUGUUUACGUAAGCACCACAUCGCAGCCACCUAUAAAAAAUAAAAAGUUGUAGCCUACAAACAAUAUCAUCAUUCCAGUUCGGAUCGAGCUGGUUUCAAUCUUGUGGCAAAAAUGCACAAAUAACACUCUACUACCAAAAGUUGUAUAAGAGAACACUUCCGGUCACCUAUCUAUCAACCACAUCAGCAACCAGGUAACAUUUUGGUUUUGGCUGAACUAAAAAAAACUGGUUACCUGGGCUUCGUUGAGGAAGUUGACUACUACUACCACUUCAACACAGCCACCUAUACGCUACUCAUUGUGACUGAUGAAUAUUUUUUUUUAAGUAUUAUGAUUACUCACGUCGAAGGUAACACGCUGGUUAGGCUAUUCCUGUGUCUCGUGUAAGCAACGAAGGGAAUUUUAAAAGUUUUGUCUGUCAUCACUGUUUUAAAAAGGUAGGCUAUUUAUUUUGCAUACUGUGUUGUGGAGGGCCUACAAUAUAUUACGAUAGACGCGAGGAAAUUGUCUAUUCUUGUUUCAGAUCAACAAAAAAAUGUUGCUUUGAUUUUAGCAAUCACUAUGAGGUGACGAGAUCAGACCCGCGGUAGGCGUCACGUGACCACGGUAUUGUAGUAAGAUGUUGUAACAUAGUCUUGUCUUUUUCUUUUUUAUGUAUCUCAAUGACAUGGUCUGACAACAAAUUAAAAUACAAAAGGAAAGUUGUAAGUGUGAAUUUUGUCCAAAAUCUCUUGCAAUCAUUGUCCACAUACAGUAAUGUGCAACUUGUUACUGUUGAAAAUGAUAGAUGCCAUACAGAAAAAAUGCAGUGUUGUGCAUUUUCAGUCUUUGUCGUCACAUUUUUUUGCCACAACUUGCAUCAGAACAUAAAUAAUGUGAUUUAAAGUAAUUGUGUAAGUUCAAGUAUGUCAAAAUCGCUUCAGAAGUUUAAGAAGGGCUUCAAAUCUAAAUACAAUGUUCCUCAGUCGCAGGACAACAUGUCCAAGAAUGUAGUCGUUGGCCAGAGUUAAUUUUAUCUCUCCUGCUUCCUCUGGCCAUGCCCAUUCACCUACCAUGUUCUAGAAAAACAUGACAUAAGGCUAAGACAAAGAGGAUCUUCAGCAUAGAGACAGUUCAGCGCUUCAGAUCAGGGACAUUUCAAACAUUUAUUUUAGUGUUGAAAAAUAUAGCUUUGUUGGCUUUACUAUCUUCAUGUCAAAUCAUGCUUGGUACUGAAAGGGAAAUCAGCAUUUGUUUAAAAAGGUGGGGUUGAGUUAUUCAGUCUACACAGACAAGCUAAAGUCAGAGACGUCAGAUUUUACAUUUGAGAGUUACUGGCAUCACUGUUUUAUAUUAAUAUACUAUAAGAAAUCCUAUU
This is a messenger RNA of Etheostoma spectabile (orangethroat darter), 2963 nucleotides long. RefSeq names its product zinc finger protein 135. Gene Ontology annotation, biological process: regulation of transcription by RNA polymerase II. Gene Ontology annotation, molecular function: RNA polymerase II cis-regulatory region sequence-specific DNA binding; DNA-binding transcription factor activity, RNA polymerase II-specific. Bases 134 to 1411 code for a protein of 425 amino acids. Gene Ontology annotation, cellular component: nucleus. Lineage: Eukaryota; Metazoa; Chordata; Actinopteri; Perciformes; Percidae. The transcript is spliced from 2 exons. The record is from RefSeq and is a predicted model, not a curated record.